UCACUCUUCGUUUCUUCAUUGGUUUUUGGUUGUUGUCUGUUUUUUUUUUGUCUGUUUCCCGCCUCCUUCCUCGAUUCGGGGUCUCCCUUCGGUUUUUGGUUUUUCGCUCUCCCCAAACAUAAUCCAAUGACGUUAACGGCCAUCCCUGCAGAGCCACUGCCUGUCCCUUGCGAACCGCAGCAGCAGCACGACCAACAAGUUACAGUGGAUUGCUCGUUGUUACCUUCUUCCUCCUCGUCGUUGUCGUCGUCGUUGUCGUCGUCGUCGUCGUCGUCGUCGCUCGUCACUUCCUCUUCUGCAGCGUCCUCUUUGUCAGCUCUUUCGUCCUCGACCACUGCCUCGAUUGCCUCGGCCUCGCAGUCAAGCUUGUCCUUGUCCUUGUCCAGCUCGUCCAUUGCUUCUGGGCGCACUACCCAGGUCUCUGCAACAUCUACAGGAACUUUUAUCCCGUCUGCUCACCAGCACGGCGCGGUUUCUGCCUCUGUCGUUGCCGCUGCUCAUCCACGUCCGCAUCGCUGGUCGGGUGGCUCGCUCUGGGGUGAAAGUUCAUCGCCGCUCUCUCCACUGCCGUCCUUCCCGCUCCGGCAGCGAUCUUCAUCGUCAUCUGCGUCAUCAUCAUCAUCGUCGUCAUCG
Capsaspora owczarzaki ATCC 30864 is the source of this 633-nucleotide messenger RNA. RefSeq lists its product as hypothetical. The record is from RefSeq and is a predicted model, not a curated record. The annotation marks the transcript as partial. The transcript has a single exon. NCBI's taxonomy places the organism in Eukaryota, Filasterea, Ministeriida, Capsasporidae.